Messenger RNA from Malaclemys terrapin pileata, 2502 nucleotides. RefSeq names its product collagen alpha-2(I) chain-like. Gene Ontology annotation, molecular function: protein binding. The coding region runs from base 163 to 1914 and encodes 583 amino acids. The transcript has 7 exons. Lineage: Eukaryota; Metazoa; Chordata; Testudines; Emydidae. The record is from RefSeq and is a predicted model, not a curated record.
UCCCCCAUCCCCCCGCACCCUUCGCCUCAUUCUCCCUCUCGGGGAAGGUCAGAGACCAAACGAAGCCGCCUGCUCACAGAGCCUCGGCCAGCCUCCGGGAGAGGUCCCUGUCCGCUGGUAGCCAGCCCCCGCCCUGGGCACGGCAGCCCCCAAAGAGGUAGAAUGGCUGACAGAUUCUGGCUGGCAGCCAGCACCCUGGCCAUGAUCCUGGGCAUGGCAGUAACUCAGGAGAACGUGUGCCAAGCACCGCCCGGCAAAGAUGGCUACCCUGGAGUACCGGGCCUCAGCGGGAGGCCAGGGCAGAAAGGUGACACAGGCGAGCCAGGGUUACCAGGAAGAAGGUCAGGGAUCCGGGGACCCAAAGGGGAUGAAGGGACACCUGGACCUCCUGGCAUGCCUGGGAACCAGGGCUACAGGGGGCCAAAUGGUCCCCCCGGGCUCCCAGGGCAGCCGGGACAGAAGGGAGCCAAAGGCCAGGCUGGCAAGAUCAAGGAUCAGCCCCGGCCCGCCUUCUCGGCCUCCAGGAAGAAGCCCCCCGCCAGCGGGAACGUCGUGGUCUUUAACAACCUCAUCACCAACCAGGACAACAGCUACAACCCCGAGACGGGCCGGUUCACCUGCAAGGAGCCCGGCGUCUACUACUUCGCCUUCCAGGUGAUCUCCAGCGGGAACCUCUGCCUCAGCCUCGUCCGCAACGAGACAAAGGAGUUGGGCGUCUGCGACAGCAACAGUCGCGGCCUCCUGCAGGUGAACUCGGGGAGCGGCGUGCUCCAGCUGGCCAGGUACGACCAGGUCUGGCUCGAGAGCGACCCCCGCCAAGGCAACAAAGUGUACGACGGCACCGAGGCCGACAGCGUCUUCAGCGGCUUCCUGCUCUUCCCUGAGACUCACCAGGCCCGUGGCGAGGUGGGGAGUGCUGGCGCGGCGUUUAGCGCUGCCCGGCACUGCGGAAAACGCUUGCUCAGAAGAAAUGCCCAGGACAGGGAUGUGAAACUUGGCCAGGGUCCCGGCAAGGGGGCUGGUCUUUCCAAGAGGCCUGUCCUGGCCUCCUUCAGCCACCAACUUCCUCCUGGCUGGUGUCGCAGCCAGAGCUCUGACAAGCCAGCCAGCAGCCCCACUGCAGCAGAGCCCUCCGGAGAGCGCGGGAGCCAGCGCCCGGCCCCAGAGAGGACAAUGAUGGUCAAGAACGUCUGGGAACCAGUGGGCCUGGGCCUAGCCCUUCUCCUCCUGACGCUGGAAACCUCCGUGACAGGCAGUGCUUCCCACAGCUGCUAUGGGACCCCUGGGCUGCCUGGCACGCCUGGCAUGCCUGGCAAGGAUGGCAGAGAUGGGAUGAAAGGAGUCAAAGGCGAACCAGGCAUUCCGGCCAUUCCUGGAACCCGAGGGCCCAAGGGGGAGGAAGGAGACCCCGGCAGCCCUGGCCCGCCAGGAAAAACUGGUCCCAUGGGUCCCCCUGGCACCCGGGGAGAUCCGGGCGACCAAGGCCAGCCUGGAGGGCCCGGCAUGCCUGGUAAUUACAAGCAGAAGCACCAGUCAGCCUUCUCAGUAGCGAGGCGGACCGGGCAGUACCCGGACAAGAACGCCCCUGUGGUGUUCAACCACGCCAUCACCAACCUCAACCAGGACUACAACAUCACCUCGGGCAAGUUCACGUGCCGCGUGCCCGGCCUCUACUACUUCAUCUUCCACACCUCCCAGACUGCCAACCUCUGCGUCAACAUGUACAAGAACCGGCAGAAGGUGGCCAGCUUCUGCGACCACAUGUCCAACAACAAGCAGGUCAGCUCCGGGGGCCUCCUGCUGCGCAUGGACGCCGGGGACCAGCUCUGGCUGGCAGUCAACGAUUACAACGGCAUGGUGGGCAUCGCUGGCUCCGACAGUGUCUUUUCCGGCUUCCUGCUCUUCCCAGACUAGGCAGGCCAGACCAGCUCUGGCACGCGCCGGCUGAUCCCAGCCUCUCUCUGCCCUCUAACAUGCACGCUGGCUCUCUCCCUGCAUCGCAGCACCUCACAGUGGGGCACAAGGGAAUCACACGCCCGGGGCCCUCUGCACAGGGCCUCUGCUUGCAUCAGCUUGGCUAGGGCUGAGGCAGGGCCUGUUGGCUGCAGUCCUGUCCCUGUCGGGACCCCGUGGCCACCCAGACUCCAACCAAAAACUAACCGGGGCCGAGCGGUUUUUCACAUGUGUUUUUGAGACAGAGUCACCAAGUGUAAGGGAGGGGGUUGUCUGGCUGCGUCCCUGCCUGGCGAGAACCACGGUGGCCCCACUGUCCCCGCUCUCCCCAGCCACUCUGCGCUCUCUACACAGUACAGGGUCUAGCUGCUGCAUGCACUAACCCCCGCUGCUUCACGCUGCUCACACCCAGAGGGCCAAAGCCAGCCCUGGGUCUCCCCACUGCCCCCAGCGAGUCGCGCCAGGGACGGGCUCAUCCCAGAAAAUCUGGAAAGGGAACUGGGCCAUGAGCUUCUGUCGAAAACGUCAAUAAAUCCCCACUCUGUGGCA